AUGCGCCCUCGCUCAUCGGCCGCUCGACAUUUUGGGCUGCUGCCCCACGACCCUUUUAGCGCUCUGUCGUUCCGCUUGGAUCACCUCCGUCUCGUGCACAGUAUACUCUGCAAAUUUGCUCCUCACCGUCUCUUGGUCGCCAGCCUUGGCAUCCCCUGGAUGGUUUGCAUCAACACCUUUCCUCAGCUUAGAGUUUACGUCGAGGUCUGUACGCUGGUUUUCCACCCAGAGAAGGCUCUCGAUCUGGUUCAGACCUUGUGUCUAAGCAACAAUCCCAUAGUUAACCUCUUAGAUCCUAGAGUUCCUGGCUAUCUGCAUGGUCUCGGUCAUGUC
Messenger RNA from Bipolaris oryzae ATCC 44560, 333 nucleotides. RefSeq lists its product as uncharacterized. The record is from RefSeq and is a predicted model, not a curated record. The annotation marks the transcript as partial. The transcript has 3 exons. Lineage: Eukaryota; Fungi; Ascomycota; Dothideomycetes; Pleosporales; Pleosporaceae.